Messenger RNA from Triplophysa dalaica, 9147 nucleotides. RefSeq names its product CREB binding protein a (gene crebbpa). Bases 1050 to 8093 code for a protein of 2347 amino acids. The record is from RefSeq and is a predicted model, not a curated record. Gene Ontology annotation, cellular component: nucleus; histone acetyltransferase complex; transcription regulator complex. The transcript is spliced from 31 exons. Gene Ontology annotation, molecular function: zinc ion binding; transcription coactivator activity; chromatin DNA binding. Lineage: Eukaryota; Metazoa; Chordata; Actinopteri; Cypriniformes; Nemacheilidae. Gene Ontology annotation, biological process: positive regulation of transcription by RNA polymerase II.
AACUAUUUAACCUUCUCGGAACUGUCAAAUUAUUCACCAUAAGCCCUGUACCGCAUAUCAAAACAUCUCUGCUAUUGCACUUGUUUUUAUUGUCGAGGUUUUAAAUGCGCCAGAUAAUUUAAUACACGAGUUUAAUGCGAAUGACACAAAGAUUAAAGUGUAAAUGACAGAGCGCAACGUGCUCAUUUGUGAUCGUCUGCUGCCCCCAGCGGCUGUACGGCGCCAUCGCAGUAGGUUUGACGUGGGGCGUGAUUGCGCGCGCUCGCUCCCCCUCCCCCUUCUCUCCGUCUAUCUGGAAAAAGAAAAAAAAACUUUUUGUAUCGAAGGAAUCAACAGCCGCCAUCUUGUCGCGGCUCGGAGUCAGGAUUUCGAUAGAGCACUAUUUUUUAUAUUUGGACGCGGAGCACCCAAAUCGAGGUUUGACGACAUCCUUCGGCCGAAAAUGACACCUUUGAAUCGACGCGAAGGAAGUUUUGGCGAAAAAUCCUGGAUUUAAUCGGUGUUCGUCGGCCACAAAACCCUCGUAUAUCUGAUUUCCCCUUCAGAGCGGCGCUUGCGUGCGUAUCUCGCUCCGACCAGUUCAUAUUUACCGGACGCUUUUGGAGGACAGACAGCGCCGAGGGGACCAUCUUGCAAAACUAUCUCAUUUUUAUGCACUCGUGCAUUUUCGCGCGGAUCCAAACGGUUUUUUGCACGGAUAAAAUAGACGUCAGAAAAUGGAUCGCGUGCCGAUGCAAAUUUAACGACGCCCGGAUUCCUGUGGAUACUUUCAUAAGGAUUUUAUGUCGAAUUCGUGGAAAGGAGGCGUUUUCUCUCGGUAAUAUAACGAUGGUAAUGUGGGUGUUGGGUGUUGGAUUAUCAUGGGGUGAAUGGUGGUGGCGACGCGGGGCGCUGUUGCUGCUUUUUUGAAGAAAUCCUCCGCCGAGCCGCUCCACACUCCCCACGUCUUUCAAAAGUAAGGUAACAUCUGUUUUCUCCGACGAAAGGAUCCUUCACUUCCACAACCCCCCUCAAAAUACCCGGCCAGGAGCGAUUCUUCAACCAUCGCGAUGGCUGAAAAUGUGCUCGAUGUUGGCCCGCCAAACGCGAAGCGAGCCAAGCUGACAGCACCUGCUCAAGACGCACCAGAGUUGGGCGCACAUUUCUGGGAUGACCUGGAGGAUGAUCUUCCAGAUGAGCUGAUUCCCAAUGGAAGCGACCUGGGACCUAUGUCCAUGCCGUCUAACGGUGGUUCAGGAGGUGGUCACGGCCCCAUGGUACCAGAUGCUGCCGCCAAGCAUAAGCAGCUCUCGGAGCUCCUACGGCCGGGAAGCAGCACCAACCUAAUCGCCAGUCCUCAGCCCGGGGGCAUGGCAGCUCAGCUAGGCGGGCUGGGAAAGAGUACUCUAGGUCAGGGCUCUCCUUCCCAUCCCUCUCAAACACAGAAACAAGGGACACCGGGGGGUAAUGCUGGAUCAGCUGGCAUGGGACUCGGCACAGGAUUUAACCAAGCUAUGCUGAACAGCGGCCAGCCUCACGGCAUGCUGGGACAGAACGCGGGCGCUCAGCAGGGACAAGCUAUGAAUGGAACUCUUGGGUCCGUAGGCCGGGGUCGCGGUGCAGCGGGGACGCAGUACCAGGGUGCUGCUAUGCAAGUGGCACCUUCAGUAGGGGCAACGGGAAGGGGAGCAGCAGGCAGCGUCCUGGCAGAAACUCUCUCGCAAGGGGCACAGCAGAUGAGCAUCAACGCUCAGCAGGCUGGCAACAUAACAAAGAUGGGCAUGGCAGGUGGCAAUAGUCAGUUCGGUCAGUAUCAGGGCGGAGGGCAACAAAUGGGUACUGCUGGAGUAAAUGCUCAGCUACAGAAUAAAGGCGCCCUGCCCAACAGUUUGCCACCUUUCCCAACUGACCUCAAAGGAGCAGCAGUCACCAGCGUGCCAAACAUGCCCCAGCAGCAGCAGCAGCAGGUGCCGGUCGGAGUUGUAGCAGGUCAGGGUGUGUCCGCAGGCCCCACGGCUGACCCGGAGAAGCGCAAGCUGAUCCAGCAGCAGCUGGUUCUGCUGCUCCACGCCCACAAGUGCCAGCGGCGCGAGCAGGCCAACGGCGAGGUGAGAGCUUGCUCGCUGCCCCACUGCAGGACCAUGAAGAAUGUUCUCAACCACAUGACACACUGCCAGGCUGGCAAAUCCUGCCAAGUGGCUCACUGUGCUUCAUCGAGGCAGAUCAUCUCUCACUGGAAGAACUGCACGAGACAUGACUGUCCUGUCUGCCUCCCACUGAAGAACGCCAAUGACAGGCGCAACCAGCAACCUAUGCUGAGUUCGCCCAACGCUGGUCUGCAGACCUCCAUCGGGUCAGUCGGCACGGGCCAGCAGACGACGCCCGCUCUAAACAGCUCCACACCCAUCGACCCCAGCUCCAUGCAGCGGGCGUAUGCCGCCCUCGGCCUCCCCUACAGCAGCCAAACCCCCACGCAAGCCCAGUCUCCCUCACAGACACAGGGUGCAGGGCAGACCCAGCAGCAGAUGAGACCGCUCAAUGCACUCGGUGGUGGUCAAAUGAACCUGAGCGGAAGUGCAAUCGGCGUGCCGACAUCAGACCAGGCCAAGCUGCUCUCGGAUGGCACAAUGUCGUCCACCCUCAACGCUAACAAUCAGCUGAUGUCAGACAUUCCCGCUAUGGGCAAUAUGAGUAAUCUGCCCACGGCGGCACCGCUGUCAGCUACCGGCGUGAGGAAGGCCUGGCACGAGCACGUCACCCAGGACCUCCGGAAUCACCUUGUACACAAACUGGUUCAGGCCAUCUUCCCUACGCCGGAUCCAGCUGCUCUAAAGGACCGCCGAAUGGAAAAUUUAGUAGCGUAUGCACGGAAAGUGGAAGGGGAUAUGUACGAGUCUGCUAACAGUAGGGACGAGUACUAUCACUUCCUGGCUGAGAAGAUCUAUAAGAUCCAGAAAGAGCUGGAGGAGAAGAGAAGGUCACGGUUACAGAGGCAGAUUAUUAACCAAACGCCCAUGACGGCAGCGGGGCAACAGCCACAGGCCCUCAACCAGCCUAAUGUCAUGGGACCUCGGCCACAGAAUGGACCUGUGCCUAUGCCCAAUGUGCCAAAUCAGAUCAUGAAUCGCAUGCCGGUGUCACAAGGGAUGAAUCCAUUCAAUGCAAUGCCCAAUGUGCCGAUGUCUCAGGCUCCCAUGGCAACCCGUGCUGCUUCUCCAAUAAACCAUCCACAACAGAUUAACAUGAACCAAGCCCCAACGAUGAAUAUGUCACCCACACGAAUGCCCCAGACGCAAGGCAUGCUGGGAACUCACGGUGGGACGCAGUUCGUGGCUCAGACACAGUUUCCCGCCAACACCAACGCCAUGAAUGUCAACAUGGGCCAGCCCAACACGCAGCAGGCUGUUUCACAGCAGAACGCUAACCUACCCCUGAAUGCACUUGGCCCCUUGGGCUCCCAACUAGGCUGCCCCGCGCCCCCUCAGGGUCCACUCCGCGCCACACCGCCCCCCAACACCACCGUCAACACCACUAACUUGCCAGCAGCACUGCAGCCCAAUCGGACCUCCACACCCAACCCUGCUCAUGGCACCCCGCCUCAUACGCAGCCCCAGGCGGAGCUGCCAUUAGCCACCCAGCAGCACCCCGGAACACCGAGCGGUGAUAACCGUGUACCCACCCCAGCAUCAGCAGGCAGCUCCGACCUGCACUCCCAGCAUCCAGUGCCUGACGUGCCUCCCAGCGAAAUGAAAACAGAGGAGCAGGAUUACGACAUGGGCAUCAAAACAGAGCCUAAGAUGGAGACCGAGGAUGACACGGGCUCCAUGUUGGUCAAGAAAGAGGAGCAAGACGGGUCGGAGGCCAAGAAGGAGCCGAUGGAAACGGAGGAUAAGAAGACUGAUAGUAAAGCGGAGACCAAAGAGGAAGAUGAAAGCAGGACAAACGGCACAACGUCCUCUUCACCAUCGCAGUCGCGGAGGAAAAUCUUUAAGCCAGAAGAGCUGCGGCAGGCAUUGAUGCCCACCCUUGAGUCUCUGUACAGACAAGAUCCCGAGUCUUUGCCAUUCCGGCAGCCUGUGGACCCCCUUCUUCUUGGCAUCCCAGAUUACUUUGAUAUCGUGAAGAACCCGAUAGACCUGUCGACUAUCAAACGAAAGCUGGACACGGGUCAGUACCAGGAGCCCUGGCAGUACGUAGAGGAUGUAUGGCUGAUGUUCAGCAAUGCUUGGUUGUACAAUAGGAAGACGUCACGUGUGUACAAAUACUGCUCCAAACUUGCUGAGGUGUUCGAGCAGGAGAUAGACCCCGUCAUGCAGGGCCUCGGUUACUGUUGUGGAAGGAAGUACGAGUUUUCUCCUCAGACGCUAUGCUGCUACGGCAAGCAAUUAUGUACAAUACCACGAGACGGCACUUAUUACAGCUAUCAGAACAGGUAUCAUUUCUGCGAGAAGUGCUUCAAUGAGAUUCAGGGAGAUAGCGUGACGCUGGGAGACGAUCCUGCUCAGCCGCAGACUAUGAUUUCUAAAGACCAGUUUGAAAGGAAGAAGAACGACACAUUAGAUCCAGAGCCGUUUGUUGAAUGUAAAGAUUGUGGGCGGAAGAUGCAUCAGAUAUGUGUCCUGCAUUAUGAAGUUAUCUGGCCUUCUGGUUUCAUCUGUGAAAAUUGUUUAAAAAAGAGUGGGAAGUCAAGAAAAGAGAACAAAUUUUCAGCCAAAAGGUUGCAAUCGACAAGGUUGGGCAUGUACAUAGAGGAUCGGGUGAACAAGUACUUGAAAAGGCAGAAUCAUCUGGAAGCCGGAGAAGUGUUCGUGCGAGUAGUAGCCAGUUCGGACAAAACGGUGGAGGUCAAACCCGGCAUGAAGGCCAGGUUUGUAGACACAGGAGAGAUGCUUGAGAGCUUCCCCUACAGAACCAAAGCACUUUUUGCAUUUGAGGAGAUUGACGGAGUGGACGUGUGUUUCUUCGGCAUGCACGUGCAAGAGUACGGAUCUGAAUGCUCUUUCCCCAACACCAGACGGGUAUACGUAUCGUACCUCGAUAGUAUUCACUUCUUCAAACCUCGCAUACUGAGAACAGCAGUCUAUCACGAAAUCCUCAUUGGCUAUUUGGAAUACGUCAAGAAGCUUGGGUACGUUACGGCUCACAUCUGGGCGUGUCCGCCUAGUGAAGGUGAUGACUAUAUCUUCCAUUGUCAUCCGGCCGAUCAGAAGAUCCCUAAACCCAAGCGCCUGCAGGAAUGGUACCGUAAAAUGCUGGACAAGGCCUAUGCUGAGCGGAUACUCCAUGACUAUAAGGACAUCUUCAAGCAAGCCACAGAGGACCGUUUGACGAGUGCAAACGAGCUUCCAUAUUUCGAGGGGGACUUUUGGCCCAAUGUGCUGGAGGAGAGCAUCAAGGAGCUGGAACAGGAGGAAGAGGAGAGAAAGAAAGAGGAGAACACCGCAGUAUGCGAAACACCUGAGUUUCAUUCUUUCCAAAAGGGCACGCCAGGGGACAGUAAGAACGCGAAGAAGAAGAAUAACAAGAAAACGAAUAAAAAUAAAAGCAGCCUGAGCCGAGCCAAUAAGAAGAAGCCUGGGAUGCCGAAUGUAGCCAAUGACCUUUCUCAGAAACUUUAUGCUGCCAUGGAGAAACACAAAGAGGUGUUUUUUGUAAUCCAUCUGCACUCUGGGCCCAUGGUUAACACACUACCACCCAUCAUUGACUCCGAUCCCUUCCUUACUUGUGACCUAAUGGACGGACGUGAUGCCUUCCUGACGUUAGCACGAGACAAACACUGGGAGUUUAGCUCUCUGCGGCGUUGCAAGUGGAGCACCAUGUGCAUGCUGGUGGAAUUGCACAACCAGGGCCAGGACCGCUUUGUCUACACCUGCAACGAAUGUAAACACCACGUUGAAACGCGCUGGCACUGCACUGUCUGCGAGGACUUUGACUUGUGCAUUAGCUGCUACAACACUAAGCGUCAUGAGCACCAGAUGGUUAAGUGGGGUCUGGGUCUUGACGACGACAGCAACAGCCAAAGCGGUGAAGCCUCCAAGAGUCCGCAGGAGAGUCGGCGUCUAAGCAUCCAGCGCUGCAUCCAGUCUCUGGUUCACGCCUGUCAGUGCCGCAAUGCCAACUGCUCCCUGCCAUCUUGCCAGAAGAUGAAGCGAGUGGUCCAGCACACCAAGGGCUGCAAGCGCAAGACGAACGGCGGCUGUCCAGUGUGCAAGCAGCUUAUCGCCCUCUGCUGCUACCACGCCAAGCACUGCCAGGAGAACAAGUGCCCCGUGCCCUUCUGCCUCAACAUCAAGCACAAAUUGCGUCAGCAGCAGCUGCAGCAUAGACUGCAGCAGGCACAGAUGAUGCGAAGACGCAUGGCCACUAUGCAGGGGCGAGCCAUGCCUCAGAGUCUGCCGUCGCCCCCUGCCUCCACAGCCCCAAGCACGCCCAACUCCCAUCAGCCACCCAACACCCCCCAAACCCCACAGCCGCUAUCCAAUCAGCCAGCCACACCUAAUGCGGGCGUCAUGUCCCCUGCCUAUCCCAAUGUGCCCCGCAACGGCCAGCCGCCACCACAAGCCUCGCAGGGCAAACCUGGCCCACAAGCUUCCCCGCUUCACCAGCAGCAGUCUCCACUUCCCCAUCCUCCUCAACAACAUCCACAGCAGCAGGCCCCGCCCCCAGCUGCGGUAAGAAUGGCGCAGCACAUAGAAAUGGUCGCACAGGCUCAACACAACCGCAUGGCUAUGAAUGGCCUUCCCAUAAACCAUCAACAGCCACGCAUGCCAGGCCCCAUGCAGCCUGCUAUUGUUGGGCCACGUGGGCAGCAAGUCAUGCAGCCUAUGCUACAAGGGCAGUGGGCCGGAGGCCCUCAGGCAGGUAUGCAGGUGACUCAGCAGCCGGUUGCUCCGCAGCAGGCCGCACAAGGGCCACAACAGACCAUCCCCAUGCAGAGACCCAUGAUGCCCCAGCAAGCAGCGCAGCAACGCAUGAUGGUGCCAACACAGGGCCAGCAACCUCGAGCGACCCAGAGACCUGGAGCCAUCGCCCCAAAUGCCUUGCAGGAUCUGCUACGCACCCUCAAGUCACCUAGCUCACCCCAGCAGCAACAGCAGGUCCUGAACAUCCUCAAAUCCAAUCCACAACUUAUGGCUGCUUUUAUCAAACAAAGGACAGCAAAAUAUGCCAAUCAGCCGCAGCAGCAGCAACCAGGCAUGCACGCAGCACAGCCUGCGAUGCAGGGCAUGGCAACCAUGCAAGGGGUUCCGCGGCCUGGCAUGGCCCCUCAACAACAACAACAGCAGCAGCCCACGCCGCAGGGUGCUCAGAACCAGCUUAUAAAUCCUGCACUCGCUAACAACCCGCAGCUACAGGAGCUGUAUCGCCGGCAGAUUUUGCGACAGCAGCAGCAGCAACAACAACAACAACAGCAGCAGCAACAGCAGCAGCAACAACAACAACAACAGCAGCAGCAGCAGGGAGUGAUGCAACAGGCACACGGGCAGUUCCCGCAGGCACAAGGAGCUGCAACCAAUUACUCGCAACUUCGGAUUCAGCAACAGCAGCAGUUGGCCAUGCAGGGUCAGCUGCCCUCCAUGGCCCAGAUGGGGCAGGCCGGGUUGGGUAUGGAAAGCACACCCAAUCUCCUGCAUCAACGCAUGCUUCAGCAGCAGCAGCUUCCACAACAGCAGGCCGUGCUUAAGUCUCCCAUGAGCUCACCGGCACAACAGAGUCCCAUGAGCCCAUCAGCUCACCUGCUUUCGGGCCAGCCGCAGGGCGCGCACCUGUCAGGCCAGCCAAUGGCUAACGCACUCGGCAGUCAGGUGUGCUCGCCUGCCCCCGUACAGUCACCCAGACCUCCCUCCCAGCAACCGCCUCCACAUUCCAGUCCUUCCUCACAUGUUCAGCCGCAGCCGUCACCACAGCACGCACCACCUCACACAGGAGGACCCCACACGAGUCUGGCGACCCCUAUGCCUGGCUCAUUGGAGCAGGGACACCUGGGUACACCCGAGCAGAGUGCCAUGCUUCCACAGCUUAAUACGCCCAAUCACAGAGGGCUGCCCGGUGACUUAAGUAUGGUGGGAGAUGCGACGGGAGACACGCUGGAGAAAUUUGUGGAGCGAUUGUAGCGUUAUCUGGGAGACUCCACCCAACACAGUCUCCCAGUUCCUCUUUUUCGUGGCUCUGGAUUUUCUCGUAAUAUUCUCGAUUUUUGUACUGACAUGUAAAGUUUGAAGAAAAAAAUUUCGACAAGGAUAGGGAAUGUUGAUGUUUCCUAAAAUAAGACUCAUAUUUCUUCCUUUAAGAGGGAUUCGAAAAAUGUUGUUUAAAAGAAAUAUAAAUCGCAAAGAAUAUAUUUUUUGUUCAGUUUAGACCCGUAUGCGGUCGAUGUAAUGUUUUAAAGUUUUGCUUUUGUGCUUUGUUUUUGGGGGCGGGUCUGGUUUCAAGCCUUUUUUAAGAAAUUUUACAAAACUUCAUUAUAUCAUUCAUACCUUUUAUUUUAUACCUUAUCUAACUUGACAACAAUUUUGUUUUGGAAGACUGUAAAAUAAUUUGUCUGGGAAUUUGGAUCAGGGUUUCUCUGCUCUGUCGGUCAUACUUCCUAGCAAUUGUAUUCUAGUGUUGUACCAUUUUUUCCAAACAUGCAUUCGGAGGCAUCCCCUCCAGUCCUCAUUGUGAAGUUUGUAUGAGGAGAUCAGUUGUUUUGUAUCGAUAGGAACUGCAUACGCAUGUAUGCAGACACACACACGCAUCGUUCAAUACUAUACCGACCCCAAUAGGACAUGUAAACAUUGGCCUGAAUUCAGAGGUUCUGUCUUGCAGACGUAGAAAAUUGUUGCUUUUUGUCCUAAUUUUGUCAUACAGAUAUAUAAAUAUAAAGAAAGCUAGAGAAAGAGAGAGAGAUUGAGGAAGAAAGGGGCCCCUAAGCUGAGUGGGAGGGAAUGGGUGAUUGCUGGUUGACAGCUUGUUGAAAUACAGAAUGAGCUUUGCUAUUGACCCUCAUUCCUCUCACACAAACUUGAACAGGGGCUCCACUAUUUCCUUAAAUGUAAAUCAUGCAAGUUAUUAAGCAAAUUACUAUAAAUAUAAGGAAGAGAAUGGAAUCACUGUAUAAACUGGUUGAAAAAAAACUUAUUUCUUACUUGUAUACCAUAUUGUUAAAAUAAACUGUGUGCGACAGAA